Messenger RNA from Anneissia japonica, 1314 nucleotides. RefSeq names its product hemicentin-1-like. The transcript has a single exon. The coding region runs from base 1 to 1314 and encodes 437 amino acids. The record is from RefSeq and is a predicted model, not a curated record. NCBI's taxonomy places the organism in Eukaryota, Metazoa, Echinodermata, Crinoidea, Comatulida, Comatulidae.
AUGAACAUUGUAGCUGUUGAAUUCAAAGAGAAACCACAGAAUGCAACCGUAAAAGCUGGAGAUAGCCAACCUUUUAUUUGCACAGUUAGUAACAUGUUGCACGAGCAGAGCUUUGCUUGGUACAAAGGAAACACGCAAUUGACAGACGGAGAAAAUGUCAUCUAUGUUUCUGAAGUGGAAAGACUAUUAGUUUCAGAACUUAAAACGUCUUCGGGAAAUAUUAUGUCAAUUUUUACGAUAGGUGACGCUGUAUCUGGCGACAGUGGAGCAUAUACCUGCGCCAUUUUGAAUCCCAGUGGAAAUAAUUUCCGUUCAGAGCCUGCGUAUCUAGUUGUUCAGUCAUUACCAGGAUCCCAAUAUCCCGUAUGCUCUGUUUCUAACAUAAUUGCUGUAGUUGAUUCAACAAUUUCAUUAACCUGUAAAUCGGAAAAUGUUUUGCCUCCAGUUGCUUUAUCCUGGAUACAAAACAACAUUAUCAGAGAUGAAACGAAUAGGCUAAAAACCGAGGAUGAAGUAAUAACAGAAUUAACGUUGCUGCUAAAGAAGGAACAUCAUGGUAUGAAAUUCUAUUGUAAACAAGUAUCAGAUCUCAUACCUGGCAAUUACACAUACUGUUCUGUAGGACCACUGAAUGUCCGUUAUAGACCCAAUGUAAAGAUUCAACACACCAGCCCCGUGCUACCUUUUAUCGAAACUGUCAUAUUUUGCCAAACAUUUGCAAAUCCACCAGUCGACAGUUACAGUUGGACGUUUUAUCCUCAAAUCAAAAGUGAUGAAUACACGGUAGAUAGCACAGGACAAGUAUUAACACUUUUGAAACCAACUCUACAGAAGAAUGGGACAAAUGUAACGUGUACUGCUACAAAUGAAGUCGGAAAAUCCUCGUCAUCAAUACAAUUACUAGUAGCACUUAGUGAUUUAAAUCACGGUGAACAAACAGUUGGGGAGUCUAUUCACAGAACAAAAUCCGAAAAUGGAGAAGGAAUUCGUUUAUCAUUGGAUGUUGUGAUCAUUAUUGCCGCUGGUGUUGUUAUUAUUGUUGUACUUGUUGUUUUAGUUCCCGUCUACCAUUACUGUUUAUGUACUAAUGAUAACGUAAUUACAGUUGAUUCAUCGGGAAAAGAAGUAAUUCAACCUGAAGUGUAUUAUGAAGCUAGAGAAGGAGUUAUUUUAAGACAUACGAUUCAAGAUCGUUCGUUGCCUCGUGUACCUACUACAGAAGUGUAUGGUCAUUGGAGACACUCAACAGCUUCACAAGUUCCCAACGAUCUUGAGUCACAUAGUUACACAUAUAUUGAUACAGAAAACGAUUGA